ACGAACGCGGGGAUGGAGGAGAAGGCAACAUGAUGCAUCGCUUUUUGCAUAAUAUAUGAUUGUUAUUGAUGAAGAUCAGAUCCAAUUUUAUGACCAAUUUAUGCAGAAAUCCAGUUAGCAUGGAGCAGGCCUUUCUUUUGGUUUUACAAGUAGUCUUAUGGCCCACUCUUGCAGCCUUGUUCACAGUGGAGGUGGACAGUCCAUUCCACGUGGCAGAGUUCCGCGGUGUAGUCACCAUGGGUUGCAGGUUCCAACCUGGGGGCCAGGGCCCAGACUUGUCAGUGAUAUGGCAUCGCAUCUGGCCUCCUCCAGUUGUGGAGGUGUACAGGCUGGAGAACAGACAGGAAGACCUCACUUCCCAGAAUCCCCAGUACCGUGGCAGGGUACGAUUGGUGACAGAAGAGAUUACCAAUGGGUGGGCCAAGCUAGAGGUGUCCAUGCUGAGGAUCAAUGACUCUGGGACCUACCAAUGCCUCGUGGAAAUGGCGGGAGCUGAUUACAAACAGACAACUUUGACUGUUAAAGCCUCCUAUAAAACUAUUGUUAAAAGCAUGAAGAGGCGUCGGGGAGAUGAGGUAGAGCUGGUCUGUGAGUCUGAGGGCUAUCCUCUGGCCACAAUGACCUGGAAAGACAGGAGUCUCGGGAACAUAAAGUCCAAUGACACCACUGUUAGAACUCCAGACCAGCUGUUCCAAGUCACCAGCACGAUAACAGUGAAAUCCUCUGAGAAAAACAACUACACCUGUGCCUUGGUGGAGGAAGGGGAAGUUCCAAAGGGUCCGUCAGCCAGGUUUGACAUCCCAGAUGAAAUAGACCUACCACUAGCAAUGCAUAGUAAAAGUAAAUGUGACACCCUUUCUAUUGCAUUGGGCACAUCACUGACAGUGGCCAUGGUCAUUGCUGCUGCCAUCUUUGGCUAUCGCAGACGGAGAGGGAGGCCCGGGGAUCCCAGCACCCCAAGCACUAACACCCUCCUGGCUCAGCAGAGAUGGGACCUGGACCCCUUUUAGUGUCUAGCAGCUUCAACUGGCCCUGGUGAUAAACUGUCGGAGGGUCAUACAGAUGACCUGCUCCAGGAGGUCAUAGAGAAGGAGCUUGUCAGGAAUGUGCUGGCGCUCCUCAUUGAGACUGUAAACUGUGUGCGAAUCACUGAGAGCACAAAAGGACUCAUGCACGCACGUACACUCACAUUGACUCUGUCAGAUAAAGUUGAAUCAUGUUACAUUUACUGAUACCUCAAGGGACAUGUUUUACGUUUCUAUGUUAACACAUUUCACGUUUGUUUUGAUAACAACAAACCACAGAUAAUUGUGCUUAUACCCAGUGGUGAUUUUAGCAUGCAAAUCUUGAUGGGGCAAAUGCCACAAUUUUUUUAAAUGCAUGCCAGAAAAGCCACAACGAUACACAACACUAAACAAUACAUUAAUUGCACUAUAACGGUGACAAACAGUGCCCACAAACUAUUAUGGCCUACAUAAAGCUGUCCCGACAGCAGAGCUUUGCUUCUGCACCAUGAGGUGAAUCCUUACCACACCUGGCUAUCAGUGCAGCCUCUUCCUGGCAGCGAAACAGUUCAUUCAGCCCCAUUUACUGACUUUUUAAAAACUUAGCUGAUAUGGCUGACUUUCUUAAACUCACCCCUUGUGGAUUUGCGUAAGUCGAUAAGAAUCUCAUUGUCCUUUUAAUGGUAACGAACUCCAUGAGUGUUGAAAUUUGAACCAUACACAAACAUUAUGACAUCGAUGUUCAGUAAACUCAUAAUGUUUGUUCUUAUCAUUAACACUUCAUUCUAAAUGCAAGCAGACGAGCUGCGACGAGGGAAGCCUUUCAGUUCAGCACUUUCAAAAUGGACACCAACAGAAAUUCAGAUCGUACGAGACAUGCAGUUAGCCUAGCAUUUGAAGUAUUUUAUUUGGCCUAUGUGGUCUAAAAAGGAAGAAAAAUACAAUCAUAGACAAUAUACCGACACACUGACAGCGCAAACAAAAUGACCCUUGCAAUAUAUACUGGAAAUAUACAUUAACUUUUUGUUGAAAACAAAUAUUUGAAUGGGAAGAGCACUGGCAAACAGCAGUUACAGACCGAAAAACAUUUUAUAGUAUCCCCUCCUCAUGAAGAAAAGCACAUGAGCUAAUUUAUGCAGAAGCAUACAUGAUGUUUAUGGAUUCACCAUUGAUUGUUGUGCUAUGCUCACUUGAACAGGAAGGUGGCACGGUGUUCCUUCUUGUGGGAAAAUUUUGUAAUCAAAGGUGCUUUCAAGACAACUAGCAACACUGACAAAAAAGAGGUUGAAUCAUAACGUCAGUGAUCUUCAGGUCGGAACUCUAGUUCCCGGCUUGGAAUUCUGAGUUGGAUGACCGUUCAGAAUGUAUUUUCCCAAUCUGAGCAUGUUUUUUUCUAAGUUUCCACUUGUCUUGAACUCACUGGAGUCUGAGAUUUCCCAGUUCCGAGUUUCCAGUUGUUUUGAACAUAGCAGAAGUCAUGCUGGAUUGACAGUAUGGACAAUGUAUUCAACCUUUUCUGGCCCAUGGUUUUGGAUGUGAAUGUUUAUCAUUUUAAGCUUGAAAAAGACACAAUUUCAGACAGAUGUUUUAAAUCCUUAACCCCAGACUUGGACCAUACACCCUGUCCACUGAAUAGCAGGCAGGGGAAGCAAAAUAGUGAUUGCUUUGCAACGCUUGCAGUUAGCCACUGAUUCCUUCCCAACCACUCGUUGAAUUUGCGAUUUCCGACUUGUUGUAUAAUGUUUAUGUCCAAUGGCCGUUUAGCACCGAUACAUUAUAUCUAUAAUUUAUCUUCAUAUGAAAAGGAUUUGACCAUACAUUGUCGAAGUGAUUCAUGAUGAUAACUGCUUGUCUAGCAUCUAGCUAAGAUUUUGAACGUAGCAUCAAUUCAAUCAAAGCUAUAACAUGAUUUGACAACAUUUUAUCUGUGGCCAAUGACCUUGAUCCUUCUUGGAUGGGCACUUCUAAUUUAAUCUAUAGCAGCACCCAAGGGGGCUAGAACUGCCUAGCUCUCCCUGUAGAUUCUGCAGCGACGUGGUGUCCCCAUGAGUGACAGAACACUGAGCCAAUCACGGCGCAACUAGAGAACAUUGUCAAUGCCUACGCUCUGUAUAUUCCUCUGGCUGCCCCUCCACCACAGAAAGCACUGAGAUUGGCUGAAACACUUGCAUUUUGGAGCUGCCUUACUCAAGAAACAAACCAUGUUUGUAGGCUGCUUUAUUAACUCUAUGUGACAUGAAUGAAUGACCUUUUUUUUAAAUUGCUUAACAGGUGGGGCUCAAAACAGGUGGGGCUCUGCCCCCUCCUGCCCUGGAUGACGGGUCGCCACCGCUAAUACCACAUUUACUUGCUGUAAAUGCUGUACCUUUACUACGUAUAAUACAGAGAUAAUUACAUGUUUAUGUAGAAAUGUCCCAGGUUGGGGGAUGAUAUUGAAAAACCAGUUCACCUCCAUGCUCACCAUGAAACUCCAGAAAGCAAAUGAGUGAUUUCAGCCACAGUUUUAGUAUUGCUCAUAUUAAUGCAGUUAUUUACAGUACCUCAAGGAUUUUAUGCUGUUUGAUCCUCAUUAUGAGUCUAACCAUUCGCUGACCACACAGUUUCAUUUUCAGUCCAAUGUACCAUUUCCUGUAAAACAAACUGUCUAAAGACAGCUGUGCUAAAGCAAGGAAAUGCUCUUGAUUUUCCCCACAAAAUAAAACAUUCAGUCAUCAAACGAA
Molecule: messenger RNA, 3724 nt
Organism: Oncorhynchus gorbuscha (pink salmon)
Lineage: Eukaryota; Metazoa; Chordata; Actinopteri; Salmoniformes; Salmonidae
Product: programmed cell death 1 ligand 2-like
Biological process (GO): negative regulation of T cell proliferation; T cell costimulation; cell surface receptor signaling pathway
Cellular component (GO): external side of plasma membrane
Source: RefSeq, a predicted model, not a curated record